This is a messenger RNA of Indicator indicator, 915 nucleotides long. RefSeq names its product SEC22 homolog C, vesicle trafficking protein (gene SEC22C). Bases 1 to 915 code for a protein of 304 amino acids. The transcript is spliced from 6 exons. Gene Ontology annotation, biological process: endoplasmic reticulum to Golgi vesicle-mediated transport. NCBI's taxonomy places the organism in Eukaryota, Metazoa, Chordata, Aves, Piciformes, Indicatoridae. The record is from RefSeq and is a predicted model, not a curated record.
AUGUCCAUGAUCUUCUUUGCCUGUGUGGUGCGGGUGAGGGAUGGACUUCCCCUCUCAGCCUCCACAGAUUUUCAUUUCAACCAGGACUUUCUGGAAUGCAAAAAGAAGCUAAAGGCUUUAUCCUCAAUUCUGGCACAUUAUCCAAGUCGAGGCACAGCAAAAGGAUGUGACCUUAGCAUACAUUUCCUUUCUUCUGGGGACGUUGCCUGCAUGGCGAUCUGUUCCAGCAGUUACUCCACCAUCAUGGCGUUUUGCUUCCUGGAGGAGCUUCAGGGGGAAUUUGCUGCUUCCUAUGACACAACAAGCAUCAGUUUAGCUUCCAGACCAUAUGCUUUCCUUGAAUUUGAUAACAUUAUUCAGAAAGUCAAAUGUCAUUUUAACCGUGUGCGUGCCUCUCAAAUCAAGGCUAACUGGGAGAAGGUUGAGGAGGAGCUGAAGUUCCAGCCCCCAGUUCAACUGAAACUAGAGGACACAGAGCUGAUGAAUGGGAUGGCCAAUGGUGGGCACACAGGUGUUCAUGUGGAGGUUGCCCCUACAUACCGAAUGCAGCCUGUGACUCCCCUGGGGAUUCUCUCACUUGUUCUGAACAUCAUGUGUGGGGCUUUGAAUCUCAUUCGAGGAGUUCACCUGGCAGAGCAUUCAUUUCAGGAGGACCAUGAAGGAAUUGGAAAUGUGAUAGCUUUUUUCCUACCAUUUCUAGCCUGUGUUUUCCAGUGUUACUUGUACCUCUUCUACAGCCCAGCAAGGAAGGUGAAGACAUUUGUACUCUUCUUCUCCAUUUGUUCCUGCAACAUUUACCUGUAUGGGUUACGGAACCUCUGGCAAGUAGCUUUUCACAUAGGAGUAGCAUCUCUUUCUUCUUACCAGAUACUGACAAGGCAACUCAUGGAGAAACAGCCUGACUGUGGAGUAUGA